Molecule: messenger RNA, 2423 nt
Organism: Hyalella azteca
Lineage: Eukaryota; Metazoa; Arthropoda; Malacostraca; Amphipoda; Hyalellidae
Exons: 4
Coding region: 1-867 (288 amino acids)
Source: RefSeq, a predicted model, not a curated record
AUGUCGUCGGGGGAGGAGCGCGUGGCUGCGCUCCUUUCUGUCAUCACCGACAGCGGCGUCGAAGUUGAAAAACUUAGCAAGCUAAAGGGAUAUAGGAAAUUAAUGAGACUUAAUCACACGCACAAAACUGCGACUAGUAGUCUCAAUAAGGACAAGUGCGGUGUCAACGAUAUUAUUGAAAAUAAUAAAAAAAGAAACGUUAAUUCCAAACAUGAUAACAAAUCUCAAAAGUGCAAACAGGAUGCCGGUGCUAAUUUAACAGAUAGUGAAAGUGAGACUGAAGGAACUAAUGCAAGAUAUUGUGAGUUGUCAUGUGGUGCACAUGACACAUCGUGCAGAUCUCGUCCUGUACUCACAUGGAUGACAGGAUGUUGCGUGGCUCUCAUCUUCUUGUUCAUCCACCAACACGAGCUGCUCACCCAUCACGGCUUCUCGAGGUUCUGGCUCAGCUGGGAGAACGUCGCCCUGCACGCUGAGGUGUGCACCAUCGAGCUGCCGGACCGUUUCCAGGACAUCUUCCGUCCCGUCGUGGACUGCGCCAUGUGCCGCAACGUCACGCACGUCGACAAGGUCGCCCGACUUUCCCCCCAACUCUUCGAACAAAGAUCGACCACGUCGGCAAGCGGUCCUGGCAAGCGCAAAUUCGUGGCAGUAAAACCUGGACGCUGGAGCCUCCGCCUGAGUGUUACUUCCAGUGCCAGACACUCAGCGUUACUGUACAUCCUGGCAACAUCAUCGUGCUGGAUGAUGGAAGAAUCAAGUGUACGACUGGAGGUAUCAAGUGUUAGACUGGAGGAAUCAAGUGUACAGCUGGCGGAAUCAGGCGUCUGGCUGGAGGAAUCAAGACUUAGUGUCCACCUGUACUAAUCAUUUGUACAUCUGGAGGAAUCAAGUGAGAUAAUGAAGGAAUUAAGUGUCCAGCUGUAUAAAUAAAGUGUAUAGCUGGAGGAUUAAAGUGUAUAACUCAAGUGAUAUAAUAUCCAAAUAAUGCUAUGAUGUUGCCAAAUGCUGUAUGGAGACGUCGAACUAAAGCAAUGAAAUUCACACCUGAAACACAGGCAUUAAUAGGAGCUCGGGAAUGUUGUAUAAAGGACCCGAAAUAGGUAUCUUAGGUCUUGGUCUCAAAAUUUGUAUUGGAAAUAGCAAAUGUAGAUUUUACACAAGGCUCCAAAAAUUAGACUUGUCUAAUAAAUAUAUGUUUUCUUAAUAAAUAACUUGCGUAGUAAGCGAAACUCGAAUUGACUUAUUUAGAGCUUUUAUUCACGAAAAUACAAAAUUCUGAAACAAGAUAGCCCUAGUGCACAACAUGCAAGAGAAUGAUAUCAAGGUAAUAUAUUCAUUUUUCAUUCGUGAGGUGUCACGCGUAAAACAUUUAAUUACAGAAUACUCACAGGUCCUGUCGCCAGGUCCAUAAUGGGAACAGUAGUUAUUAGGUCUUUACAGUGCAAGAGCCGAGCCGGUUCUGUCCAUACUUUUCCCUCAACGUAGCGUACUGGCAUAGACUGCGGUAGGGAAUAUUACUUAUGAACAAUACAGUAGAAAUUAAAAUACUGUAAAAAACUGGAAAUGGGGUCAACUUUAAACUUUUGAUUUAAAUAUAAACUACGUGCUCUAAGAAAAUUUCUAGUCGAGCACUUCAAUUCACUGUUCUCCAUGUUCGCAGCUGGACUUUUCUCUUCGUCGUAGCUGCUAAGCAACGCUUGUGGAGAAUUUUAUAGUAGAAGUAGUUACAGUAUAUGUAGUUAUAUUAUACCCAGAGCAAAUGUAGUUAUAUUAUAGCCGGUAUUUUACGUUUUCGUAUCUCUGUGUAUGUGAUAAAAUUUUUAAACAGUCAGAUUUUCAUGUUAUGUGCACGUAAUUUUAUCUUGAUGCCAUGUCCAGACAUUUUCUGUUCAAGUAAUUUUUUCACGGUUACUGUUUUUUUGGCGGAAAUUGUUUCCCUUUAAUCUUAAAUAGUCUGACAGGAAUUCAAUGAUAGUUCAUAAUAACUGAGGCAGGUCAUUAAUUAGAAAAAUCAAUCCACCUUCGUGUACCAAAAUUCUUGAUGUCUAAGCUUUGGCGAUAAAGGUUGGUCGAACUUGCUACAUUUUUGCCGUAAGCUCAGCUUCUUAUAUUUCAAUAAACAUUUAAUGAAUAAUUAUUGUAUAAUAGGCGAACAGCCAACUGGAACUUAUUUGGGGAGGACCACUUUGAUGAUUAUGGGAAUAAGCAAUGACAUAAUCCAGAGUUAUUUUAUUUCUGCCAUGGCGUCAUGCCAGAGUUGUAAUAUAUCAGCCAUUAUGCAAGAGAUUCAACAUCUUUGUUGUGCAUCAUGCCAGAGUGGCAUUUUUUAGUACUAGUUGUAAUUUGAAUAUCUGAAUAAAAGAUAAUAAGGUGAGCCUGUUUAUAGUAAAUCAUAAUGAGAAGUAACAUAUAGAAAUAUA